Messenger RNA from Portunus trituberculatus (swimming crab), 1847 nucleotides. RefSeq names its product WSCD family member AAEL009094-like. Bases 546 to 1511 code for a protein of 321 amino acids. The record is from RefSeq and is a predicted model, not a curated record. Gene Ontology annotation, molecular function: sulfotransferase activity. The transcript is spliced from 6 exons. NCBI's taxonomy places the organism in Eukaryota, Metazoa, Arthropoda, Malacostraca, Decapoda, Portunidae.
GCCACGCCAGGCACCGACGCUCUCUCGCGCUAGUGUCCUGCAGAAGACCCGGCGUGGCGGUGACGCUGCCUGUCGUGUCCCUCCCUCAUGGUUCUGUACGGCUGUCGUGAAGCUGUGGUGGAUGCGCCGUUGUGAGGGUGCUGCUGCUUGUGUUCACAGGAGUGACUGGUGCAGACAGACCUGGUACAAGGCUGAUUCAUGUUUGUGUGUGUCGGACACGGCACUGUCGGGCUGCUGCUCUCGACGAAAACUAUAAACUUUGCUUCAACUUGAGAAGAUCAGUGUGAAUCAUUGUUUGUUGCCCCAUGACAAGAGAAAUGAGCUUGUGUCUCUCGAAUAAAUGUGUUGUUUAACGAAUUCCAUAAUGAACUGAUAUGACACAGCAUAUUGAAAGCACAGCUGUUGAUAAGAUAAGAAUCAGAGGGAGAUUAACUACCUGAUAGACGCUGAGGUUUGACGUGUGGACCCAAAGUGCGGGGCUACGGAAGGCAGCAGCGGCGCCUCACCUGGCACCGCCCACCAGGAGAUGCGGGACUCGGGCUGAGAUGCGGCGGUGGCGGUGGUGGCGGUGGCUGGUGUGCGCCAGCGGCUGGGUGGCUCUCGUCUAUGUCUUCUUCCUCGCCUUCGUCACGCUGGUCUCCCUCACCAACCCCACUCUGACGCGCCCGUACAGUCCCCCUGCAGAGGCUGUAGGGGGCCGCGGCACAUGGAGCUGGGCGUCGCGCAGGUUGGGGCGCGGAGCGAGGCUUCCCUGGUGUCAGCCUCUGAGGUGGCGGGAUCCUCCAGGACCUGUCACUGCCCUCGUGUCCUUCCCAGGCUCAGGGAACACGUGGGUUAGGUACUUGCUGCAGCAGGUGACAGGCUACUAUUCCGGCAGCGUGUACAAGGACUACGCCCUCAUGAAGAACGGCUUCCCUGCAGAGUCGGUGUCCAACGGCUCGGUGGUGGUGGUGAAGACGCACGAGUGGGGACCAGAGAUGCGCAAAGGGUUCUCGCGCGCCAUCCUGGUGGUUCGGGAUCCUUACCUGGCCAUCCAGGCUGAAUUCAAUCGCCAGAGCGGCGGUCACAUCGGCCACGCACAGCCGGACAAGUAUACGCGGGACGGAGGACGCUACUGGGAGAAGUUCGUGACGAACAAAGCGCUGGCGUGGAUGAACACCACUCUGGACUGGCUCAAAUUCGAAGGUCCACUACAUUUGGUUUUCUAUGAAGAUCUUCUGGACAAUUUGCCUGAAGAAAUGAGGAGAAUUCUUGAGUUCUUGGAUUUGGAUGUCAGUGAGAGUAACUUUGACUGCAUGAUGAGACACCUGGAUGGUAUAUACAAGAGGAGAAAAAGACCUCUGAGCUUCGACCCGUUCACGCCCAAGCUGCGUGCGCUGGUGGAUCGCUGCAAACAACUGGUAGAGCGUGCAGUGCGGGAGGUGCUGGCGGGGGGCGAUGUCAACGUGGUCUUAAACAACAUGAAUGCAUUCAAUUUUAGCUUUGGCCAUCACAAACCUGUCGUCAGAUGAUGACCUCAAGGGUGUUUGUUUGUCGUGCGUCAUAGGAAAAAAUUUCUGAACCAAUGAAGUAGGAAUUAAAAUCUUAUUACAAGGAAGGAAGUUAGUAAAAUACAUCCCCCCAAACAAGGAGAGAAGUCGUGUGUCGUAGAUACUUGCAUAGAUAUAUACUUUGAAACGCAGCAUGUCUGCAGACGCGACGAUGCAUUCCUGUGUUCCUCUCUGCAGGCGGCGCACACAUUACCGAGGCCUGAGAUACAACAGCAAGAUAGGAAACGACAAACGACUCUCCCGAUGAAAAGAAUGAUCGUAUCAAAUAAUUAUUAGUACUAACAUUUCCUGGAAAAA